CGAAAUAGCAGUCGUUCUGCCUAUCGGUCAGCACCCGCUGCGCAAAGAGCAUUCCGUUCGCCUGAAUCUGGCGUGCUUCUUUAUCAUGUGCCCGUGCCCACUCGACCUUCUCCACCAGAUCCGACAAGUCAAUCUUCACGGGGAUGUAGUGCUCAUAGGGACGCAGCCAGUCGCUGAAGUAUUCAGUGAAUGCGCUCGCCUUGAAAACGAGCGACCCGGAUCUCAGAAGACCCAGAUACCUUCCGGAAAACGUGUUUCCAUCGACAUCGAGGGCGAACUUGUACUGAUACACUUCUUCGCGAGGACUGAAACCGCCUGGGACGAGAUACUCGGCGAUGAUGGGCCCCGCAUCGCAGUCGUACUCGGGCUUGCAGUGCUCUGCGUACCACCCCGUCAUGCGAGCGUUGAUGAUAUCCGGUCGGGAGGCAGCGAUCUUGACGAGCCGGAAGCGGGAAAAUUUGUGAUAGUUGUCGUUCAAGAUGGUCCCUCCGUUCGACGAACCCCGCCAGUCUGGGUCGAGCUUGAGAUAUCGUUCGGGCGGCUGAACUUUCCUGACCACUGCGACGAGUCGUAGUAGUAUUGGCCCGGGAACAUGAUGUCCGCGAAGCAGCUCGAGGUGGUCUUGGUCAUGCUGAGGAGCGGAUACAAGUCGGUCGUGAAGUCGGAGCUGGAGCUGAAGUUGAUGACUGCAUUGGGGACAGUGCGUCGAUUGAGGUCCCCUUCUCGGUCAAGAUCGUCCGACACUCGGCACGUUCUUUGAAGAAAUCAGAAGUGGGUGCCGGUCGGAUGCGGAAUGGUUGGGUGUCCG
Mycena citricolor is the source of this 808-nucleotide messenger RNA. Lineage: Eukaryota; Fungi; Basidiomycota; Agaricomycetes; Agaricales; Mycenaceae. The record is from the annotation of a GenBank genome assembly.